AUGGACAACAUCGAUGAGGAAUAUGACCGACUCGUUGAACACCUUCAAGACUGCACGAAGAACGCCGAGAGUUUCAAAACCACCAAGAGACGCCUGUCUCUUGAAACUCUUGAGCUGAUACGCCAGCGUGGAGCCGCAGGGAACCAAGAACUCACGUCCGCACUCGCAAGGCGGGGAAAAGCAUCCGCCGGAAGUGGAAGAGCAACAACCGUGUUGUUGUAUAAAAACGGAGAUCCACACGACAUUGGCAACUAUCGCCCAGUCUGCCUACUGUACGUCAUCUACAAGCUCUUUACAAGAGUGAUCCCUAAUAGCAUUGAAAAAGUCUUGGAUGAAGGACAGUCAUGCGAGCAAGCUGGGUUUCGAAAAGGAUUCAGCAUGAUUGACCACAUUCACACUGUUUCGAAACUCAUCGAAUUAUCACGAGAAUACAAGAUGCCGCUCUGUCUCACCUUCAUCGACUUGAGGAAGGCCUUCGACUCAGUUGAGACGGAAGCGGUUAUGAAGCCUUGGACAACCAAGGCCCUACUCAGCACAUAA
Molecule: messenger RNA, 540 nt
Organism: Necator americanus (New World hookworm)
Lineage: Eukaryota; Metazoa; Nematoda; Chromadorea; Rhabditida; Ancylostomatidae
Exons: 2
Coding region: 1-540 (179 amino acids)
Source: RefSeq, a predicted model, not a curated record